AUGCGUCGCUCGAACAAUGAUAUAAACAAAAUGAUUGGUUUUCUGUGUUACUCAGCUGUGCUAGGUUAUGUUGGUGCCUUCGCUUUACCAUUCGAAGGGCUGUACAAGCUGGAUAUAAUUCAUUAUAAUGACUUCCACGCAAGAUUCGAAGAGACAUCCCUCGAGACACCAACAUGCAGAUAUAACAACAAUUCCUGCUUAGGCGGCUUCCCUCGUCUCUAUCAAGAGAUCCACACCCUACUUCAAGAAAAGCCUGACUCUAUAGUGCUGAACGCUGGUGACAGUUUCCAGGGAACUUAUUGGUAUACGCUGUUGAAGUGGAAUAUAACGCAGGAGUUCAUGAAUAUGAUACCUCAUGAUGCCCAUGCGCUGGGCAAUCAUGAGUUCGACGACGGACCAGACGGGUUGGUUCCGUACCUUAAAGCUUUGAAGGCGCCUGUACUAGCCGCAAAUAUAGACACAAGUGAAGAACCGUCGUUCAAAGGAUUGUACAAGCCUCACAUUAUCAUCAACAGGAAGGGACGCAGGAUUGGCAUUAUUGGACUGAUUACUGCUGACACUCAGACUUUAUCAUCCCCUGGUAAGGUGAAGUUCACUGACCCUAUUGCAGCUACAAGAAGAGAAGCAGAAGCGUUGAAAAGAAAAGGAGUUGAUAUCAUUAUUCUAUUAUCACAUUGUGGCAUUGAUAUGGACAAAGAAAUUGCCCGACAAGUCGGACAAUACGUCGACAUCAUAGUUGGAGGACAUUCACACUCCCUGUUGUGGAACGGACCAUCACCUGACGGAGAAAAAGUCGUGGGUCCUUAUCCUGUGUUCAUCGAGACUACUAACGAUAAGAGACAUCAUGUGUUAAUAGUUCAUGCAUCUGCAUACUCAAAAUUCGUGGGCAACUUGAGUGUGUACUUCGACUACAAAGGUGACUACAUCAAGUGGGAGGGAGGACCCGUCUUUUUGAAUAGAUCUAUUCCUGAAGAUGCCGACAUUAAAGCAAAAUUGGCCCCGUACGCAAAGUUAGUGCAUGACGCAGAAAACGUACCAGUUGGUAAAACUGACCACUCGAUGUGGAUCGAUGACUGUGUGUACGGAGAGUGCGCCAUUGGAGAUCUAAUUGUUGAUGCUUUUACUGAAUUCGGCAAUUCACUGAUCGGUGCGGAUCGACGCUGUUUGUCCUUUAUUCAGCGUGGGAACAUUAAGGCUUCGAUAUUGGAAGGAGUUAUAACCGAGGGGACAAUCUUCGAAACAUUGCCGUUUAAUGACAGAGUGGAAAUGUUCGAGCUACAAGGCAAGUUUGUGCGUGAAGCGCUGGAACGUUCGGUCUCAGAGCCGUGGGGCGACAAACCCUUCAAAGGACCUUUUGUACUGCAAGUAUCUGGUGUUCAAGUAACCUACAACGUAAGUCUACCCGAAGGGCAAAGGAUCACGUCAGUUAACAUUGGAGAGAAAGGUUCUAACAGUCCCCUGGACGACAACCAGAUGUACAUGGUGGUAAUGCCUUCGUUCCUAGCCGAUGGUGGUGAUGGAUUCCAGAUGUUCAAAAACAAGCAGAACGUGACCAAGAUUGGCCGGGAUCAGAAGCUCAUAGAAUUGUACAUCAGAAAACAUUCUCCACUCGACAUCAACACCGAUGGAAGGAUAGUGAUCAAUAGCUGA
Molecule: messenger RNA, 1650 nt
Organism: Arctia plantaginis
Lineage: Eukaryota; Metazoa; Arthropoda; Insecta; Lepidoptera; Erebidae
Source: the annotation of a GenBank genome assembly